AUGUCACACCCCAUGAGCUACACCGUCGGCUGGAUUUGUGCCAUCGAAAUUGAAUAUACUGCCGCUCAGACAUUUCUCGACAACAAACACGAUUCACCGGCCUCGUUGUCGCCCCAUGAUACCAAUCACUACACUCUCGGUGAUAUCGUGGGGCAUAACGUUGUGAUGGCGGUCCUCCCGGACGGCGAGUAUGGGACGAGUUCUGCUGCUAUAGUCCUCGCCCAUAUGCUCGAAAGUUUCCCCAACAUCCAGAUUGGAUUGAUGGUCGGCAUUGGUGGCGGUGCCCCUACUCAGAGGAAUGACAUUCGCCUUGGAGACGUUGUUGUGAGCUCGCCAAAGGAUGGAUCAGCUGGUGUCUAUCGAUACGAUUAUGGAAAGACAAUCCAGGGAAGGGAUUUUCUCCAAACAGGAUUUCUGAACCAGCCAUCACCUAUCGUGCGUUCUGCUGUCACUGGCUUGAAGAGCAAAUACAGACAGCGUGGCCAUCGCAUUGAGGAGACCAUUGAAUCGAUCCUGGAGAAGUGGCCGAGAUUAAGAGAAGACUUCUCUCGUCCUCCUCCAGAAAGCGAUCGUCUCUACAUCUCCAGCUUUGUACAUAGCGGUAACGUUUCCUGUGAUGGCCACUGUGCUUUCAGACUGGACAAGAUCAUCACACGCCCACGUCGACAAGUGAAUCAGGAUAACCCACGUGUUCAUCAUGGAAUCAUUGCUUCGGGCAAUCAGUUGAUGAAGGAUGCCUUCAUACGCGAUCAGUAUUCCGAGGAACAGAACAUCUUAUGCUUCGAGAUGGAAGCAGCUGGAAUCAUGAACCAACUCCCAUGUCUCGUCAUACGAGGUAUAUGUGACUACAGUGAUAGUCACAAGAGUGACAAUUGGCAAGGAUAUGCAGCGAUGGCAGCGGCAGCCUACACUAGAGACCUGCUGGGAGAGAUGCACCGAACCCAAGUUGCUGGCCGUCGAUCAGUAGUCUUAAUUAUGCUCACGCUUGUUAUCAUCCUGGCAAACUUGCUUGCUAGCCUACUGGAGUGGCUCGGAAGCAUAUUUGUCGCGACGAUAGGGAAAGCUUUUGGCAUCUGA
Molecule: messenger RNA, 1077 nt
Organism: Aureobasidium namibiae CBS 147.97
Lineage: Eukaryota; Fungi; Ascomycota; Dothideomycetes; Dothideales; Saccotheciaceae
Product: purine and uridine phosphorylase
Exons: 1
Coding region: 1-1077 (358 amino acids)
Biological process (GO): nucleoside metabolic process
Molecular function (GO): catalytic activity
Source: RefSeq, a predicted model, not a curated record